This is a messenger RNA of Nezara viridula (southern green stink bug), 1694 nucleotides long. Lineage: Eukaryota; Metazoa; Arthropoda; Insecta; Hemiptera; Pentatomidae. The record is from the annotation of a GenBank genome assembly.
AUAACCUCAUUCUUCAAAGCUCGUGGACCCUAGUAGUCCACUACCAUAAGUGUUAGUUCGGUUAAUAUAGUUUAAUUAGUUAAGUGGAUUUUAUUCUUUCAACUUUCAAGAUGAUGAGAAGAAUUCCUGAGCAGGAGACGCCUAUUGACCAUGUCCAAAUGGAUGGCUUGGCUGUGAUGAAAAUAGUGAAACAUUGCCAUGAAGAAUGUGCAGGAAAUUUAGAAGUAGCCCAAGGUGCAUUACUAGGUCUUGUUGUAGACAAUAGAUUGGAAAUUACUAACUGCUUUCCCUUUCCUAAAACUUAUGAUGAAUCUAUUGAUGAAGAGGAGUAUCAACUCGACAUGAUGAGACGAUUGAGGCGUGUCAACGUUGACCAUUAUCAUGUGGGCUGGUACCAGAGUUCUGAUGUUGGUAGUUUUUUAAGUGGCCCCUUACUGGAAUCACAGUAUCAUUACCAAACAUCCAUAGAAGAAUCUGUUGUGUUGAUUUAUGACACCCAGAAAACUGAAAGAGGAUUCCUAACCCUUAAAGCAUAUCGUUUAACCCCUCAAGCAAUCGCUAUGUAUAAGGAAGGAGAAUUUACUCCUGAUGCCAUGAGAGCUCUAAAAGUUUCGUAUGAGAAUUUACUCACAGAAGUCCCACUUGUCAUUAGAAACUCUCCCCUAACUAACAUUCUUAUGAGCGAGUUGGAUGAUAUGACUCCUAGUUCCGUAAAUUUCCUGGAUCUAAGUACAAAUUCUGUCUUAGAAGGUCAUCUUAGAAGUUUAAUGGAGCAUGUUGAUGAUUUGAAUCAAGAAGCCAUUAAGUUUAAUCGUUAUCAGCAUGCAGUUGUCCGACAAACUCAGGAUAAGCAAAGAUACGUUCAUAAAAGGAUGCAGGACAAUGCCGCCAGAGCUGCCAAAGGUGAACCUCCUCUACCUGAGGAAGACCUCAACAAGUUAUUCCGACCAAUUCUCGUACCCCCCAGGCUGAUGCCUAUGAUUAUGGCUGGGCAGAUAGAUGCCUACUCACAACACAUUUCACAAUUUUGCUCCCAAUCUCUUGCUAAAUUGUACAUGAUGCAAUCACUGCAAGAAUAAUAGUUAAUAAAUCUUUAAAAUUAUCUUCCUUUUAUAUUUACUUAUAAGGAACAGAUUUCGGUUUCCAUGUUUUUUUCAACCUUUUUCCUCUCAUUACAUUAAAGUAAGCCAUUUGUUUUUUCUAGAAAUACCAGCUGCAAACAAGUGAAUGUAAGAUCGAUUUGAAUGAUUUAAUUGAUUCUUUUGUGGCUGUGGCAUUCUUUGUUUAAAUCAGUUUGAUAUCUUCAAGUAAAUUAAUUUUUAUAAAAUCAUUUAUUUUUUAAUUAAAUAAAAAUAAUCAACAGAUUUGGCAUUAAUAUGACAUUAUUUCAAUUGAAUUGCAAUAGCAAGCUUAAUCUUCAUCUUCUUGAACUAUAUUUUUCACAUUUACUGGCCAUUGAUUGAAUGACACAAUUUUAUAAGAAGAACAGUGAAACAGAUUUAUUUCUGCCUGUGAAAGUUGAGUAAUAAAAAUUAAGAUUUCAAAGCUAUUUAUGAAAAUAGGAAUAUCAUAAUAUUCCCUGAAAAUAACGCUUAUGCAUGAAACAUUUAUGUAUUUCAUUUUACCACAAGAGAUAGAAAUGGUAAGAAAACUCCUAAUAAUACACUGGUGCAUCUUGAACCUGUCUCAAAAGC